AUGCCACGGCCUCUGCUAACACACCAUGCAGAUCACGAUCGUGCCGCUCAUCCUUUGUUCAGACGUUGCCUGCAGUGUCCUCCAGAUCCACCCAGCUGCCCUGCUUGCGCCGCCGAUGAGACAUGCUCGCUAAAAGUCCAAUCGUGCGAUGCGUGUGCCUCGACGACAUGCGUGAAAAUCGGCUCAUUACCGGGACAGAGCGCCGACCCGCCUAAGAAGUCGAAACCGAUCGGAGGUAUAGUCGGAGGCGUCAUCGGUGGGCUGGUAGCACUCGCAGUGGUUGGCUUUUUGGUCUGGUGGUUUUGCAUCCGGAAGAAGAGACGCGUCGAGACUUGGUAUCCUCCUGAGAAGAGAGACCAAUCUACUUUACACCGUGCAGACCGUCGUUCCACGAGAUCCGCGCACUCUAUCGCCUCCACCGUACUUACACGAGCAUCGAAUGUUAUCCAAAUCGCCUAUAUCCCUGGAGUCACCGUUCGAUCUCCACCAGAGUCUCCGGCCUUUCAGGUACCACCUGUACCUGCACUCCCUGGCGGCCGAGGACCCAAUUCGACCGCAUCAACACCGCAUUUGGAGCAGCAUUUCUUUAUGCCAGGAGAUCUACGGGAUUCAACUUGGUCGGACACAUCUUCCCUGGACCCUCGGAUAAGUUUGGCACCAAGCCUGGCGCGUGAGAGUGUGGCUACUACCAUCUAUCGUAGUGAUGCCAUUGUCCCUCCUAUACCGGCUCAACAAGCGUUCCGCGCCCAAGCCAACGUUGUGAGUGUCAAGUCUGGACACAGCACUCCUGGUGCUUCGUCAAAUUCUAGCUCUAGGACCCCGCAAGUUCCACAACUACCUACAUUGGGCAACAGCAAUAGUUCGAUUGUGGCUAGGAAUGUCACCGCCCGCCCGAUCGAGGUCAAGAAGGUUAACUCGGGGACAAGGGUCCCCACGUUGGCCAACCUGGCAAAACAAGCUUCCAGGAAGAGUAACACACCAACCUCACCGGAUUCAAAGGUUGUGCCUGUCUAUUCCGACGAAAAAGAGGUUGUCGUGGGUUCGUCUAGUACCACGCCCAGUUCAGACAAGGACGAAGCUUCCAUAACGAUACCCAGGCCAGCCUUUGCCGGCAACCAUUCAGCAAGGUCCUCGUCUGUCAGUGCUGUCCCACCGCACACGCUUACGGCCAGCACGUUCGCCGGAACAACACAAAGGCAUACAAACAGCAACACUUCCAAUGUCAAUGCCAUGAUCGAGGACGCGAUCAACCGAGCUCGAGACCCGCAGCAUAUCGGUGUCACCAGUCCAGCAGUUCGUCCGGAACUAAACAAGCAUGAUUCAGGGCCCUUUUCAGAUGCAAAUGAAGUCAAGGAGAAUUUCCCUUGA
Capronia coronata CBS 617.96 is the source of this 1368-nucleotide messenger RNA. RefSeq lists its product as uncharacterized. The coding region runs from base 1 to 1368 and encodes 455 amino acids. The transcript has a single exon. Lineage: Eukaryota; Fungi; Ascomycota; Eurotiomycetes; Chaetothyriales; Herpotrichiellaceae. The record is from RefSeq and is a predicted model, not a curated record.